Messenger RNA from Physella acuta, 834 nucleotides. RefSeq lists its product as uncharacterized. NCBI's taxonomy places the organism in Eukaryota, Metazoa, Mollusca, Gastropoda, Physidae. The record is from RefSeq and is a predicted model, not a curated record.
UGUUUUGAUUUUAGCUGUCUACAUAGCCCAACUCAAGACUUUCGACCCCAAUACAAAUUUAAUCUCGUCCUUUGGUAAAUUUGGAACUGCAGUUUUAUUGCUGCUUCCUAUUCUAAUGGCUGUUACUAUACUUACACCCAUCAUAAAAACUUCAACUGAGCAGUCUAACGGUACCUUCUGCACGCUGAUAGACAUAAAAGAUUUUAAAAGCAUAAGCACCAUAGAUAUCAUAGUUCCUUUACUCAUUGCCUUCCUAUUGUUAUUUAUAUCCCUGCUCUUAUACUUCCAUCGAUUCAGCAAAGUCAGUUUAAAUCAGUCAGAUAGUCUAGAAAGACCAGAAUCGGCAGUGGACAGUCCUGUACCUUACAUACUAGCUGUGUCUGUAUGUCUAGUCUGCAACUUGCCAAACAUAAUUUAUGUUUUGAACAAAGAUGAAAAUAUGACUGCUCUGUUUCUGUUAAGAAUUUACAUGUCAGAUGAAGUUCUACAAGACGUGUUAACAUACUUACUUUCCAUGUCGUGGCUGUGGUUUAAAGACGUCAGAGAUAGAAUUAAAGGUUGUUGUUCUUGUCGUCAUACGAGACAGAAUGUCAACAUACCAGUUGCCACAGCAACCAUGGGACUUUGAUUAUACCUCACAUUUGUAGUUGGGAAAACAAUGAUGACUGAUGCAUUAAAAAUAUGAAAAUACAAUUUACCUGUGAUUUUUAUGAACGAGUUAUCGUUACAUUAAAUAUACAUACCAGUAAUUAACAGAAGAUAUACAAAAAUUACAAAAUUAAUUAUAUUUUAAUUAUUAGCCAUAUUAUAUUAAAAAUUAAAUAAAAACAUAAU